AUGGAUCCACAGAACCUUACACGACACCCUGAGUUUUUCCUUCUGGGACUGUCAGAGGACCCUGAAUUGCAGAUCUACAUAUUCGGGCUCUUCCUGUCCAUGUACCUGAUCACCGUGCUGGGGAACCUGCUCAUCAUCCUGGCCGUCAGCUCAGACACCCACCUCCACACGCCCAUGUACUUCUUCCUGUCCAACCUGUCCUUGGUGGACAUCUGCUUCACCUCCACCACCGUCCCCAAGAUGCUGCAGAACAUCCAGACACACAGCAAGGCCAUCAGCUACGCAGGCUGCCUCACCCAGAUGUACUUUUUUAUCCUCUUCACGGGUCUGGAUGAUUUCAUCCUGGCCGUGAUGGCCUAUGACCGCUUUGUGGCCAUCUGCCAUCCCCUGCACUACCCGGUCAUCAUGAACCCCCGGCUGUGUGGGCUGCUGGUCCUGGUGUCUUGGGUCAUCAGUCACCUGCAUUCUUUGUUAGAAAUCUUAAUGGUCUUGCGUCUGUCUUUCUACAUGCACUUAGAAAUCCCCCACUUUUUCUGUGAACUCAAACAAAUAGUGCAGUUGGCCCGUUCAGACACUUUUCUGAAUAACCUGGUGAUGUACUCUGUGGCUGUGAUGCUGGUGGGUGGACCCCUGGGUGGCAUCCUUUACUCCUACUCUAAGAUCGUCUCCUCCGUCCGCAGAAUCUCCUCGGCUCAGGGCAAGUUUAAAGCCUUUUCCACCUGUGCGUCUCACCUCUCCAUGGUUUCCUUGUUUUAUUUUACGCUCCUCGGCGUGUACCUGAGCUCUGCUGUGACCCAGAGCUCUCAGUCCAGUGCCAUCCCCUCGGUGAUGUACACGGUGGUCACCCCCAUGCUGAACCCGUUCAUCUACAGUCUCCGGAACAAAGACCUCAUGGGGGCUCUGAAAAGACUUUUUCACAGAACUGCUACAAAGGGUCUAGUGGUUCAGGACUGA
Sorex fumeus (smoky shrew) is the source of this 954-nucleotide messenger RNA. Its product is annotated as olfactory receptor 7A10-like. The record is from RefSeq and is a predicted model, not a curated record. The transcript has a single exon. Lineage: Eukaryota; Metazoa; Chordata; Mammalia; Eulipotyphla; Soricidae. The coding region runs from base 1 to 954 and encodes 317 amino acids. Gene Ontology annotation, cellular component: membrane. Gene Ontology annotation, biological process: G protein-coupled receptor signaling pathway. Gene Ontology annotation, molecular function: G protein-coupled receptor activity; olfactory receptor activity.